AUGGCUGCAGUUGAUGGAACUGAUAUCACUCCUGAAAAGAAUGGCGGUGUUUUGAAAAAAAUAUUAGUGGAAGGAAAAGGGGAACAUCGUCCUUCAAAGGGUGAUAGUGUGUAUGUGCAUUAUGUAGGAAUUCUUGAAAAUGGCGAGCAGUUCGAUUCGAGCCGUGAUCGUAAUGAACCAUUCAACUUCACCUUGGGCAACGGGCAGGUUAUCAAAGGAUGGGAUCUUGGUGUUGCGACAAUGAAAAAGGGCGAGAAAUGUGAUCUCAUUUGUCGGGCCGAUUAUGCCUAUGGUGAAAAUGGUAGCCCACCAAAAAUUCCUGGCGGUGCUACACUUAAAUUUGAAAUUGAAUUACUGAGCUGGCAAGGGGAAGAUAUUUCGCCAGAUCGAGAUGGUACAAUCACCCGAUCAAUCAUUGUAGAGGGUGAGAAAUAUUCAAGUCCUACUGAGGGUUCAACUGUUAAAGUAUGUGCCGUUGGUUCAUACAAUGGUCAAGUGUUCUACGAUAAGGAAGUCAGCUUCAUUUUGGGAGAAGGUUCUGAGGUGGGUCUACCGGAAGGUGUUGACCGCGCUCUCCGCCGAUUCAACAAAGGCGAAAAGUCCAUAAUUCAUCUCAAAGGCAGCCGUUUCACUUUUGGUGCUACUCCACCUCCAGAAUAUGGUUUACCGCCUCAUGCUGAAAUUGAUUUCACUUUGUUCCUCAAGGAAUAUGAUAAGGUAAAGGCGUCAUGGGAAUUGACUGGUGAAGAAAAGCUUGAUGCUGCAGAAGCUGCGAAAGAAAGGGGUACUAUGUUUUUCAAACAAGGCAAGAUGCGCCUUGCAGCUGCAAAAUAUAUGCGCGUUAUUGAGUUGUUGGAAUAUGAAAAAUCAUUAGAAAAUGAAGCCAAAAGCAGACGGGAUGCGCUGUUGCUUGCUGGUUACCUUAACAGCGCCCUCGUAUAUGCGAAGCAAGAUGAAACAGUGGAAUGUAUAAAGAAUUGUGACAAAGCACUAGAAGUUGAUCCGAAAUGUGUGAAAGCAUUAUAUCGAAAGGCUUUGGCACUUCAAGAGCAAAACGAUGCUGAUGAAGCAAUUAUUGAGUACAAAAAAGUACUAGAAUACGAACCUGACAACAAGGCAGCGAUAGCGCAAAUAGCGGCAUGUAAGAAAAAGUUGGCAGAGAUUCGUGAGAAAGAGAAAAAGCGAUAUAAGGGAAUGUUCGAAAGAUUUGCUGCUAAAGAAAAGGUUGAAACGAAUGAAGAUUUGGAAACUGCAAGCCCAAAAUCGGAAGUGGUGAAUUGA
Messenger RNA from Brugia malayi, 1281 nucleotides. RefSeq names its product FKBP-type peptidyl-prolyl cis-trans isomerase-59, BmFKBP59 (gene Bma-fkb-6). The coding region runs from base 1 to 1281 and encodes 426 amino acids. NCBI's taxonomy places the organism in Eukaryota, Metazoa, Nematoda, Chromadorea, Rhabditida, Onchocercidae. The record is from RefSeq and is a predicted model, not a curated record. Gene Ontology annotation, molecular function: protein binding; peptidyl-prolyl cis-trans isomerase activity. The transcript has 11 exons.